GCCGAUUCUCCUCCGCCUCUACCAUCUCGGACUUUCGCCUCUGGAUCGCUCCUUCCCCGCGACCCUGUCAAAAAUUGACUCUCACACCAAGACUUUUCUUCGCCCCUCCGACAACUAACAUUCAUAUACCACAAUCAUAAUGGCUGAAGUCGCAGAGAACGGUCCUGUACCGGUGAACGACGAGAACACCGCUCCUGGCGCCGCUACCGAAGAAAAGGAGCAGACCAAGAAGACCGAGCAGACAAAUGGCGAUGCUGUUACAGUGUUCCAUGACCCCGAAAAUUUCAACGUGAAGCAUCCACUCAUGCACGAAUGGACUCUCUGGUUCACGAAGCCCCCAAGUGGCAAGGGCGACAACUGGAACGACCUGUUGAAGGAGGUCGUGACUUUCAACUCGGUUGAGGAAUUCUGGGGUAUCUACAACAAGCACGGUGGCAAGUGGUCAUACUCGUUCAAAGACAAGCGCUCCGUACCGAUCGAUGAUCUUUGGCUUCACGCUCAACUGGCAGCUAUCGGCGAGACCCUUGAGAACGAUGGCGACAACGAGGUUAUGGGUGUGGUCGUGAACGUGCGCAAGGGAUUUUACCGUGUUGGUCUGUGGACACGGACGGUGGGCAAGAGCAUUCCCGGCGACAAGAACGGCCGGACACCCGCUCAAGGAAAGGAGAUCCUCGAAAACAUCGGUCGGCGCUUCAAGGAGGUGCUACGCCUGAAGGAAGCCGAUGUCGUUGAGUUCUCGGGGCACACGGACAGCGCACACAGCGGUAGCACUAGAGCUAAGGCCAAGUACACCGUUUAAACGGCCAUUUGCAUGGAUACUCAUAUCGAUUUACGAUUGACAAGAGGGACGUCUCUUCGGCGUUAAUGAGAUGAUUCUGUAAUUACGGACGAUGACGAAUGAAGUGAUAGCUUGAGGGACAGAAUAUCCGGGGAGACGACACCUCACAUCUGGAUUUUCAGCAUUUUCCUUCGAUGGCUUUCUUGUGGCAACUGGCGAUGUGUACCGUAUCUUAUCCUCAAAACGCAUUUCUGACGAGUUUAUACCAUUAUAUCUCUGGGUCCAAGGAAGGAAGAAGAAAAGAUUAUAAAAAAAAAAGCGUCUUUAUUUCGCAUUUUGUCCUCAAAGUGUGGUGCUGAUUUUGAACAGCUCUUAUAGAUAGUCGAUACCGAAUAUGUUAGUAAUGAUUCC
Messenger RNA from Aspergillus novofumigatus IBT 16806, 1189 nucleotides. Its product is annotated as cap binding protein. The record is from RefSeq and is a predicted model, not a curated record. Bases 140 to 799 code for a protein of 219 amino acids. Gene Ontology annotation, cellular component: eukaryotic translation initiation factor 4F complex. NCBI's taxonomy places the organism in Eukaryota, Fungi, Ascomycota, Eurotiomycetes, Eurotiales, Aspergillaceae. Gene Ontology annotation, molecular function: translation initiation factor activity; RNA 7-methylguanosine cap binding. Gene Ontology annotation, biological process: translational initiation. The transcript is spliced from 4 exons.